GUUGUUUUAAUAUGCAGUGCUUCCAUUAUUGUGUGUGUUGUUGACUUUUGGCUGUUGUGCAAUGGAUUCGGCUGAUCCGAUAUAUUCUCCUUUUUUCGGUGUGAUUGGCGCCGUUUCUGCAGUAGUAUUUUGUUGCUUGGGCGCUGCUUAUGGGACUGCCAAGUCCGGAGCAGGCAUCUGCUCUAUGGGAGUAAUGAGACCUGAAUUAAUCAUAAAGUCAAUUAUUCCGGUUGUUAUGGCUGGUAUAAUAGCAAUUUAUGGUCUCGUCGUAGCGGUUCUUAUAGUUCAACGUGGUCAGGAUUUGAAGAAACUUGACGUGUCUCUUAAUCAGCUCGGUGCUGGCCUGAGUGUAGGACUUAGUGGUCUUGGUGCAGGUUUUGCCAUUGGGAUAGUUGGUGAUGCUGGUGUACGUGGCACAGCUCAACAAUCUAGGCUAUUCGUAGGAAUGGUGCUUAUCCUAAUUUUCGCAGAAGUCCUUGGUCUUUACGGAUUAAUUGUCGCUCUUAUUUUGUCCACAAAGUGAACUCCCUUACCUCAACUACCCUACUUACCCUGCUGUCUCAUACUAAUCAACUAUGUCGAAAACAUCCAUUCUUUUGACAUACUUAUCAAUAUAACAAAUUUUAUGUUGUCUGAAACUAAUCCAUUGACCUCGCUGAGGAAUACACUCAGUGGUGAUAUUCAUUUAUCCUUCUACUUAACCAAUCAAUCCAUUCCAAAUCAUGUACGUCCAGCCGAAAUCAAUUUUCCUCAUAUAUUGGACGUGGUUAGUACAUUUUGAUUUUUCAUCUUUUUGUAAGUGAUAUAAAACUGCAAAUCAGUAAUCUGUUCGUGUCAAAUGUUUUAUCUGCGACAUUUAAAUGCAUAUUCUAUUUUCAGUUAGCCUAAUUUAUUGCUGGACACAUGCAUAAUACUUUUUCUUUGUGGUUAUUGUCUUUUUGUAUGUUAAGUCGAUCCAGUUAUACUAAAUAUAGAGUUUUCCUAUCACUGUUAAUCAUAUAUC
This is a messenger RNA of Schistosoma margrebowiei, 1003 nucleotides long. Lineage: Eukaryota; Metazoa; Platyhelminthes; Trematoda; Strigeidida; Schistosomatidae. The record is from the annotation of a GenBank genome assembly.